AUGGAUGAAUGGACGUAUUUGGACGAAGUGGACGUGGUUGCGAAAUGGCCGGCCGAACACAAAAAAGCCGUGUUCGAGGGCGGAAAAUGGAGUGAACGACGCGAUGGAUUCGAGGUACAAUUCUAGAAAAAUUGCCUUUUUCCACCAAUUCUCAUUUUUAGGCUCUAAACCAGUUGAUCGAACAAAAUCCACGUCUCUCGACGGUUUCGAUGACGAUUUACGGCGAAUUGAUGGAUGAGAUUCGUAAAAUUCUAGACAGAGAAUCGAAUAUUGUAGUCGUCACGAGCACCGCCCGAACUGUUGAAUUACUCGCGAAAGGACUGCGGAACAAAUUCGCGGGAUUCAUUGGAAUGGUCAGAAAAAAGCUUGAGCUGGGUAUUUGCCGGCCGCGGCUGUUUUGCGGCCACUUCCAGUUCACCGGUUAGAUCCAAAAAAAUGUCCUUGGUAUGGAGCAUCUCCAGGACAAUUUUGAGCCCAAAUGAAUCAUCUCCUCUAGCUAUAAACUGGAACGAAAAACCUGGAUGAGAUGAUCCAUUUGGGCCCCAGAAUUGUCCUGAAGAUGCUCCAUACCAACGGCAAUGUCCAAGCAUUUUCUGGGUCCGAUCGGUCAACUGGAAGUGGCCGCAUAAAAGCCGCGGUCGGUGAAUGCCCAGUUCUGGAAAAUACUUCAAAAGCGAGAAAGGCAACAAUUUAUUGCAGGUUUUUCCGUUUCUCAUCAAAAGAGCCAAGGACAAGAAGAAAAAUGUGCGAGACGCGAUUUUGGCGGCUCUCGGAGCAGUUUCAGACACGGUACGGACUGGAAAUCCAUUGGUGUCUGUAAAAAAAUUGCAAAGGGAACAGUGAAAAAAGUGGAACAAGGACCACACUUUGCAGGUUUUGGCACUAAAAUUGAGGAGCGCCUUUCGAAUCCUCUCGCUGAGAGCCCUUACAAAUCAAUUUUGUUCGAUCAAUGGAAUGAUUUUGCUGCGUAAAAAGUAAUUCACAAUUUUCAGACGACGUCGGACCGAAUUCAGAAGGACCUCGUCGAUUGGUUCGCAAUUCCGUCGCCGGAAAGCAAACAGACCCUUCUCGCGUUCCUCUUCGCCUAUUUCUGCCGCCAAAAUGCGCCCGACGUGCCGUUCGUGAAGGCAAUCGCUCCGUUGAUCGUCAAAUCGGCGUCGGAAAGUGAUGUGGCGGUGCGCGAGAAGGCGUGUCAGGCACUGGGAUCCCUCAAAAGACUGAUGGGCGACGCCGUUCAGGCCUUUCUGGGCCCGAUCUCGACGGACAACGCGAAAAUGGAAAAGAUCGGGCAGUACGAGAAGGAGGCGGUGGUGGAGUGGACGAAAUUGGCGGCCGCCCGAUCGGCGGGACCGUCUGAGCCUUCUGGCGGUGAGGGACCGUCUGAAAAUCUGCGAAAUUGUGUAGAAAAUAGUAAAAACAGGUGUUUUGAGUUCAGUUUUCACUCAUUUGCACCCUCUGGAGUGCCCUUAUGGCGCCGCAAUCUAGACAUUUCUGACUUUACCCGGACCAGGGGUGUGCGGAAAAUUUUUUUUCGGAAAAUUUCGGAAAAUCGGGUUUUCCGAAUUUUUUUUUCGGAAAAUUUCGGAAAAAUCGGAAAAAUCGGAAAACUCACUUGUUCAUUGGUUCAAUAAAGUGUUUAAACAACGUUCUAAUACAAAAAAAAUGCUUAUUAUGAUUUGAAAUCACUUGAGUGGGCGGAAGCGUAAAAUUAAAAGUAAAAUUUGCGUAAAAUUUAAAAAUCAAAUUUAAAAAGACGCUCGCUGCUAGACCCUUCCAAAAAUUUUGUGAUUUUUUUGUUUUUUUUUUGCCUUUAAAAAGCAUACGGUGGUUUCGGACAAAUUGACCUUGAAUCCACACUAAUUUUCCGAAAAUUUUGCCGAACAUUUUCGGAAAAUUUUCCGAAAAUUUCUCGGAAAAUCGGAAAAUUUCGGAAAAUCGAAAUAUUUUCCGCACACCCCUGACCCGGACUGUAACAGGGUGUUAGGUCUUUCUAACUGUCUAAAUUACCUCUAUGGGUCAAACAAACAUCCCGCACCUAUAAUAGUAAAAAUUUGGUGAAUCGUGUUCUUUUUCCAGAAAAAUCGGAAGAAAACGGAGGAUCCGAUGAUCAGCCGGGUCCGGGAGCCUCAGCUCAGCCCGGAAUCGACCCAUGGACCCUUUUGGAUCCAGAAGACGUGACGAAGAAGUUGGAAAAAUCAGUGGAGUCGCAAUUGUCGGACAAAAAUUGGAAAGAACGGGUGGCGGGCCUAGAAACGCUCAAAAAAGAGGUGGAAUCGGUGGGACGCGUCGAAAUUUCGGAACGACUCUUCGAAUUGAUGAAGAUUCUGACGCGGACGGUCGAGAAGGACGUGAACGUGAAUGCGGGCACGCUGGCGGCACAGGUACUCGCCGCGGUGGCCCUCAGAUCACGGUACGCCUUCGCACCCACCGCCAACCGAUCGUUUUCGGCGGUCUUCGACAAGUUGAAGGACAAAAAAGCAGUGUUGAGGGAGGCGCUUAACGAUCUGGCAGAUGUCGCGGCGACUACGGUACGGAACGGGCGAUUUUGACAUUUCUGUAAUUGUUCGCCUUCCAGACGCCUCUCUCCGCCUACGCGGAAGCCGUCAUCGGCGGAAUAUCAUCGAAAAACCCGCAGUCCCGUCAACAGACUGCCCUUUUUCUCGCUAGAUUCUUUGCCAAAAACGACGCGAAAACGAUAGAGGUGGAGGCGGUGAAAGUGCUCGCCGAGCACAUUCUCAAGGUUAUCUUUUUUUUUCGAAGAAUUGUCUUAGGCUGGGGAGAAGUCCGGUUUUCGGGACCAACCUUUGCAGGUUUCUUGGACUUGGAUUGAAGUAUAUUGGUUCCUGAAGGCGAAUAAGCCGAAACUUUCGUAGAACCAGUAUAUCUCGGGACCAGAUAAUCCGAUCGGUCUGAAACGUGAACCCAUUAUACUUUAGUCCAAGUCCAAAAAGUCUACAAAGUUUGGUCCCGAUCGGUUAAUGCAAGUGGGUCAAAAGCCCGGAAAGUCUGGACCGACAUGUACGAUGCUGACAAGUUCACCAACAGUAUUUUUCAAGGCCACAAACGACGCGGACAAGGAGGUUCGUGAAGCCGCGAUCCGGACAGUCGCCGCCCUUCAAAAAGGACUCGGAGAAAGUGUGGCCAAGCGGUUGAUGGCCGACGUUUACGAGGAUAAAUUGAAGGCUGAAAAAGUGAUUAUUAUAAGUAAAAACGCUGGUUUUUAAAAGAAUUAUGUGGUUUUCAUGCAAACAUUUUACAUUUUACAGAUUCCACCACUAAUCGAAGAGCUCACGAAGGAGUUUGGUGCAUCGGCCUCUCCAGAAAUGGUCCGUCUCUCGAAACACUACAACAUCUCCACUUCUUCCACUUCGGCGCCCAAAAAGCCGUCGGCGCCGCCUGCCCGGCCGGUCAGCGCCGUCAAAAGAGUGCCUCCGAGCCAAGCGGCGCCGCGAAGAGCCCCCUCGCCGGCCCAAAGGAUCCAAACGGCGGUCGCGCCCGCGCUCUCGGCGCCCCGAUCGUUCGUGGCGAGACCCGCUCCCAAUUUCGGGGCACAGAAGCCGAAAGUCGCGGUGAGACCCGUCGUUCCGGUCACCUCCACCACUUCCACUUUGAAACCCGUUUCUAGAGGUUUGUAGUCUGAAUUCUCGCUUUUUUCUCGACAAAUUCGGACAGUUUCAGCGAUGCCGCGUACUACGAUCGCUCCGGGACCGUCGGCUCGUUCGACGCCCACUCCAAUUGCGCCGAAUGUGGUCCGCAAUGGAAAUAUUCGCACUUCCUCUUCACUCCCACAGAAACCGAUAGGGAUUGCGCGACCACAGACGGCAAUCGGCACGAAUUCAAUUGCACAGAGAUCCAGAAUUGGUAUAUCACGGGAAAACCAGAGAAUUUAUGCAGUGCACGGGGCCCUAUCUUGGAAAUGGGAAAUUUUUACGCGCGUGUUGCCGUUGUUAAUUUUAAGAUCAUUUUAAGAACUCGAACGUCUUUUUUCGUCAAGAACUGAGCGAGGAGACGUCAUUUGAAGUCUACUUUCUUAAAUUCGUUCGAUAAAGUUUCAUCUGGAGAACAAGUUUUUGAGAAAGUUGUUUAGAUUUUCAAAGCGCUGAGUACGGCCCGAAAAAUCGGCUCCCAGUCGGUUAUCAGGAUGGCACGUGUGAUUGAAAUUCCAAUUUUCAUCAUAGGGUGCCGUGCAGUGUGUGCCUUUGAGAAACUUUCAAAAGUCACAUAAGCGGGAAGCCCUGACAGUCCGAAUGGUCCAAAAUAUCCUUUUUUCUUCCAGGAGCGCCGCCGACUGCUUCAGGAAUCGUUCGUCCCGGAUCGUCUGGAAUUCCACGUGCUCCGUCCUCAUCCAGAAUCGCCCGCCCGCCGUCUCGUCCCGGCUCUCGCAACGAAAUUCAUCACGCCUAA
This is a messenger RNA of Caenorhabditis sp. 36 PRJEB53466, 4404 nucleotides long. NCBI's taxonomy places the organism in Eukaryota, Metazoa, Nematoda, Chromadorea, Rhabditida, Rhabditidae. The record is from the annotation of a GenBank genome assembly.